Molecule: messenger RNA, 1612 nt
Organism: Dendronephthya gigantea
Lineage: Eukaryota; Metazoa; Cnidaria; Anthozoa; Malacalcyonacea; Nephtheidae
Product: G-protein coupled receptor 84-like
Exons: 1
Coding region: 233-1612 (459 amino acids)
Biological process (GO): G protein-coupled receptor signaling pathway
Cellular component (GO): membrane
Molecular function (GO): G protein-coupled receptor activity
Source: RefSeq, a predicted model, not a curated record
GACGUGUAGCAGUUCCUUUCUCGUGUGGCGUUUGAAGAAUCGUUUUGUGUUGCAGACGAGAGGAGAGCAAACGAUUACAGUAAAUGAUACGAACUGUAGGAGUAGUAAUUCAAAACGUGCCGGCCCUGGAAGCAAAUUAACUGACAUCCUUUCAGCCUUUUCUCGAAGUGUUGAAAUCGAGAUCAACAGAACCUUGUGUAUAAUUAUAUCCAGUAAUUCUGUGCGAGCCAACAUGUCGAGUUUAAAUAUUCAGUGUGGUCCAGUCAGCUCUACAUCCACCCUGUCCUACGUAACGGCUUCAAUUUCCGCUGCUCUUUGUCUGAUAACGAUUCCUGGUAAUCUUAUGAUCAUCGUCGCCGUGUACCUUGAUCCCUAUCGACGUCUGCGCACGCCUUUCAACAUAGUUGUUGCCAAUCUGGCUUUUGCUGAUCUCUUGGUUGGUUGCAUAACUGAACCGCUCUCGGUGUAUUUACACAUUAAGGAGGGCCUGAGGCGAGACUUGGCUUUCGACGAAAUACGAGUGCUACAUCUUUCAUACUUUAUUUCUUGCACCGCUUCGGUCUUAAGCAUAUCGUUGCUAGCUAUUGAACGUUACAUUUCCAUAUCGUACAGUUUUAAGUAUCGACUUUACUUCAAGAAAAGGCGUUUUGUUCUGGUAUCCCUAGUGGUCUGGCUGGUCGCCAUUGGUUUGUCAACAGUUUACAUUCUCACGAGCUUUCUGUUUUAUUCUUUCGUCUUCAUCAACAUUGCGGUGUUUUGGACUUUGGGAGUUACCACGUUCUGCUAUGUUAAAAUUCUACGAAAAUUGAAGGAAGCUCAGAAAGCCAACGUAGAGCCGGAUACAGUUAUCGGAAAUACAAACGCAUUGAGCCAUGCCUGCCCUGUAAACAAGGCCUAUGUUGUGAGAUUGAGGAAAUGUGCCGCUGUUGGUUUCGGGGAGAAUGUUAAGGGUAUUGACAAUAACGGUUGUAACGAGGCGAGUAGAGUUGAAUCCAUCGACGAAAAUGUUGACGAAAAGGAUUCUGGAUUCUCUCAAGCUAAACCGUCUCCCAGUACAAGCUCUGACAUGGAGGAGAGUGCGAUAAAUGCCCACGAAAGCGUUGCUGGUUCUUCGAUGAACAGCGAGAAAUGCAUCGAGAAUAGCGAGCCUUGUGAUACCAGUCGAGAACUUCCACGAGAAAACGAUUUGGAUUGCGCACAAUCUGACCCCAGUUCAAACACUAAGUCUCACGUGAUCGUACAAACCAAUCAAAAUACGACCUGCCCUCCAAUGGCUGAACAAAAUUGUGUCAAUACUGACGCCAUCCAAGCGAACGUUGCGACAUACAACGAAUAUACAAGUAACAAAUACAACAUCUUGGUAACAAAGACAUACAUCAUGAUUUCGCUCGUGUUUUUGGCCUGUUAUAUCCCAGCCUUGUUGAUAAUCUACACGAUGAACUGGUGCGAUACUUGCAGUUGCUCGGCGAUACACAUCAUGAGGGACUUGCAGUUUAUGAUUGUCAUAUUCAAUUCGUCCAUAAAUCCUUUCCUUUACUCCAUUCGUUUCGCGCAUUUCCGUCGGGCUAUAUUCAAGAUACUUCAAGAUAUUAGUAAUGAGAUAUUCUACUGA